Ochlerotatus camptorhynchus is the source of this 2102-nucleotide messenger RNA. RefSeq names its product solute carrier family 23 member 2. NCBI's taxonomy places the organism in Eukaryota, Metazoa, Arthropoda, Insecta, Diptera, Culicidae. The transcript is spliced from 4 exons. The record is from RefSeq and is a predicted model, not a curated record. Gene Ontology annotation, biological process: transmembrane transport. Gene Ontology annotation, cellular component: membrane. Gene Ontology annotation, molecular function: transmembrane transporter activity. Bases 191 to 1894 code for a protein of 567 amino acids.
UUUACACACGUUCAAGCCUUUUUCCUGACUCGUGCCACCGGGAGGACUGCAGUUCGCUUCGAAGCUUGUACGAGUUCACAUCUUCAUCUCAAAGUAGAUCGGGAAUGGUGGAGCUAUUUUUAGUAAACCAUUUUUUAAACUUACGUGAUUGAAUCGAUUAACGACGCUUCCUGAUUCAGCAAUCCAUAAGAUGGAGAUGGUAGAAAAUAAUACAGUGAAUGUGGAACUGAAUGGUUUGCCCAAAUCGGAUAAAUCACCUCAGAAAAGAGGCGCGGAUAUCAACUAUGGGAUCGACGAUGCGCCACCAUGGUACCUCAGCAUCUUUAUGGCUCUACAGCACUACCUUACAAUGAUCGGUGCAAUAGUUUCAAUACCGUUCAUACUCACACCGGCACUAUGCAUGGAAGACGAAGAUCCCUCGAGAGGAAUCAUCAUUUCAACAAUGAUUUUCGUAACGGGACUAGUUACGUAUAUUCAAGCAACAUGGGGAUGUCGCCUUCCAAUCGUUCAAGGUGGUACCAUAUCCUUCUUAGUGCCAACGUUAGCUAUUCUAAAUCUGCCCCAGUGGCAGUGUCCCAGCAAAGAUGUAAUAGCAACCAUGAACCCAGAUGAGAAAAGUGAACUAUGGCAAAUAAGAAUGCGAGAGCUUUCUGGAGCUAUCGCGGUGUCAGCACUGUUCCAAGUUUUUAUAGGAUAUACCGGACUGGUUGGAAAGCUUUUGAAAAUUAUAACGCCAUUAACUAUAGUUCCAACUGUAUCACUAGUUGGUUUGACUCUAUUUUCACAUGCUAGUGAAACUGCAUCAAAACAUUGGGGAAUAGCGGUUGCCACCAUAUUUCUCAUGACAUUAUUCUCUCAAGGUAUGACCGAAGUGCAAGUUCCUACGCUCAAAUAUCGAAAAGGACAUGGAAUUCAGGUUGGAUGGUUCCCUCUCUUCAAACUUUUCCCAGUAUUACUCACAAUUGUCAUCAUGUGGGCAUUGUGUGCGGUAUUAACAGCAACCAACAUAUUUCCGGAAGGUCACCCAGCACGCACGGAUGUUCGCAUACGAGUGCUACUAGAUGCAUCGUGGUUCCGGAUUCCGUACCCCGGUCAGUUUGGUAUGCCAACUGUAACAUUGGCUGGUGUGCUGGGAAUGCUAGCUGGAGUCUUAGCUUGCACUGUGGAGUCUAUCAGCUACUACCCAACAGUUUCACAGAUGUGUGGUGCACCGCCACCUCCACUACAUGCCAUAAAUCGUGGUAUCGGUACCGAAGGUCUUGGUACAGUUCUGGCUGGUCUGUGGGGAUCUGGAAACGGUACUAACACAUUUGGAGAAAAUGUUGGCGCUAUUGGUGUUACGAAAGUUGGCAGCCGUCGUGUGAUCCAGUGGGCUGCACUAAUCAUGAUUUUGCAAGGGGUGCUAAACAAAUUUGGUGCGGCGUUCAUAAUGAUCCCUGAUCCUGUAGUUGGCGGAAUAUUCUGUGUUAUGUUCGGUAUGAUUGCCGCCUUCGGACUAUCUGCCUUGCAGUACGUUGACCUACGCUCCGCGCGAAAUCUCUACAUACUAGGGUUAUCAAUCUUUUUCCCUCUCGUGCUAUGCUUGUGGCUGAAAGAUCAUCCAGAUUUCAUUCAAACCGGUAACGAAACACUAGACUCAACACUUUCAGUAUUACUUGGCACUAGCAUUCUUGUCGGUGGAUGUCUGGGAUGUGUCUUAGACAACCUUAUACCCGGAACUCCGGAAGAACGCGGAUUGAUAGCAUGGAGUAACGAAAUGGCACUUAAAGUUGAAGAUACAACCAACGAUGAAAUGACCUCAACCUUUGAUUUCCCAUACGGAAUGCAAUUGUUGAGAAGCUGGAAAUGGACGCGGUACGUGCCAUUCUUGCCAACCUACAAAAUGAAGUUGUAGGAUACUAUGUCGAAGAAGAUAAAAGAAUCUUUAUAUGAAAUUCAUCUGACAUUUCAAUGACACUGAGAAAAAUAACUCUACAAUCGUGUCUAUUUCACAUUCUUGAGUCGAUUGUACUUAAUGUUAAUACUUUAAUCACGCAUUGGUUACUACAAUAAAACUUUUAAAAUGCGUAUUGUAUAUGCAUUCAAGCUAAAAUAAACCGAAU